AUGGCCUCAAACCCGCCAAGGCAGUGCUGCACCAUUGGUGUCAAGCAUGCAGGCGAAUCGACAGGCAAGAUUAUAAAGAUCGCCGGUAAAUACGACGGCUACCUUGCGACGCCGCUAGCUGAGAAAGUGCACGACGGUGUCGGCAUCCUUAUCCUACCCGACGUUAUCAGCAUUUUUGAGAACAGCAAGCUGGUUGCCGACCAAUUCGCCGCCAAUGGCUACUUGACGCUUAUCCUAGACAUCUUCAAUGGGGAUGCCCUCUCGCUCAACCGCCCCGCCAACUUCGACUUCAUGGGCUGGCUUGCCAGUGGCUCGACCGGUGACAACCCGCACACCAAGGAGGCCGUCGACCCCAUUGUCUUGGAUGGCAUCAAAACAUUGAAGGAGCAAUAUGGGGUCAAGAAGCUUGGAGCUGCUGGAUACUGUUUCGGUGCAAAGUACGUCGUCCGCCAUUACAAGGACGGCAUCGAUGUCGGCUAUCUGGCUCACCCUUCGUUUGUUGAUGAGGACGAGCUAGAGGGUAUUACCGGCCCGCUCUCCAUCGCAGCCGCCGAGACGGACAGCAUUUUCCCAGCCGACAAGCGUCAUCGCUCCGAGGAGAUACUCCAAAAUGUUGGCCAGCCAUACCAGAUUAACCUCUACUCUGGUGUUGUACACGGUUUCUCAAUCCGUGGCGAUCCUUCGAAGAAACAGGAAAAGUUUGCCAAGGAACAGGCUUUCCUGCAAGCUGUUGCUUGGUUUGACGAGUACCUGCUAUGA
Molecule: messenger RNA, 759 nt
Organism: Lasiosphaeria miniovina
Lineage: Eukaryota; Fungi; Ascomycota; Sordariomycetes; Sordariales; Lasiosphaeriaceae
Product: dienelactone hydrolase
Exons: 3
Coding region: 1-759 (252 amino acids)
Molecular function (GO): hydrolase activity
Source: RefSeq, a predicted model, not a curated record